This is a messenger RNA of Molossus molossus (Pallas's mastiff bat), 1437 nucleotides long. It is a transcript of the gene LDOC1, whose product is annotated as LDOC1 regulator of NFKB signaling. The record is from RefSeq and is a predicted model, not a curated record. Bases 200 to 637 code for a protein of 145 amino acids. NCBI's taxonomy places the organism in Eukaryota, Metazoa, Chordata, Mammalia, Chiroptera, Molossidae. The transcript has a single exon.
CUAGGGCCGCGCUGGCGCGUCCGUGUGGAAAGCGGCUUUGUAGGCGUAGCUUGCGCAGCCCCCGGGACCUCUCCGUGCACCACUUUAGUCCCAGGGCCACCGGCUCCUGUGCGGACACGUACUGCUUGCGAGGCCUCCGUGCGCACCUAAGCCAAGCCUAGCGGAAUCAAAUUGAGCCCCGCCUUCCAAGCUGUUCGCCAUGGUGGACGAGCUGCUGCUGCUGCUGCACGCCCUCCUGGUGCGGCACCGCGCCUUGAGCAUCGAGAACAGCCAGCUUAUGGAACAGCUGCGGCUUCUGGUGUGCGAAAGAGCCACCCUGCUGCGCCAGGUACGUCCACCGAGCUGCCCGGUGCCCUUCCCGGAAAAGUUUAACGGCGAGACCUCCCGUCUCCCCGAGUUUAUCGUGCAGACGGCGUCUUACAUGCUUGUCAACGAGAACCGCUUCUGCAACGACGCCAUGAAAGUGGCAUUCCUAAUCAGCCUGCUCACCGGGGAAGCCGAGGAGUGGGUGGUGCCCUACAUUGAGAUGGAUAGCCCCAUCUUAAGUGAUUACCGGGCCUUCCUGGAGGAGCUGAAACAAUGUUUUGGCUGGGAUGACGAGGAAGAUGAUGAUGACAACGAAGAAGAUGGUUACUAGGCCUAGAGACCCUGGGGCCUAAAGGGGAGGGCCCUGCACGCUGCCACCCCCCCACAUCCCACUCUGCCCUUCCAGGAGCCACCGUGCUCCACCUUGGCCCUCCAAUCUCUUUCACUACCCAUUAUCUCCAGUUCUCUCCCUCAUCCCCAUAGUGCUUGUCUUUGUUCCAAGAAUUGUGCUCCAGUUACUUGCUGGGGCUGGGAAUUAUCACUGAAACACACUGCCACCUACUGGCCUGCCCUAGGACUCACCCCUGCUAAUUUGGACUGUGUCCUGAGCCCUCUGAGCCCUGUUACAAACUGGUUGACUAUGCACAGCCCUGCCAACUGCCAGGCCUGCAUUUGCCCAAAGACCUACGCUGUCACUACACCACCAUCCACUACAUUCCAGCAACAGACCACCACCACCUUUGGAGAUAAGGAGCCACCUAGAAGAUGCCUGAGUUGGCUACACCUCCUUGGACAUUGAUUUGGACAUCUCGCUAACCUUUGAAGGGGCCAGUCUUUCAAUCUGGUUAGUUCUCUACCUAUUUCCUGAGUCCUCCCCUCCCCCACCAGAUUGCUGCAGGGGCCUAGUGUGCUGGGGAAGCCAAAUUGUUGACAUUUCUUUUAUGCUAUGCAUCAGUUUUGCAUAGCUGUCAUUUUUCUUUAAAAAUUGCAGCAGUCCCACAGAUGUGUGCAUUUGGACAAAAAUACUAAAAAUAAAACAAAAACAGGCACUCAGCCCAGCUUCUCAAUACUACUUGGAAAAAGGACUUACAUUCUUUUCAAUAAAUAUCAAGAACUACAGAAAAAAAUAAA